AUGCGCCCGUGGGUUUUAUCUUCAUCACCAUUGAAUGUCGUAUCGAUCAAUGAAGCAUUACUUAUUUGUCCAUGUGCAUCAUGCACUCGACUACAAAUGUUUCUUGUCGAUUCGAAAACGUCUACAUUAAUCCUUGGCGUUUCAUCGAAUCUCGUUGCUGAUCAUUGUCUUCGUCAUACAUUGAGUAAAUUUCCGAUGUUAUCGAUUGAAUACAAGCAUGAUUCGUGUACAGGUCGUGAAGAAACUUUGAUUAUUUCAAAGUGUGGCUAUGAAGAGGAACAGAAACAAUUGUGUUUUCAUCUUCGUCGUUUAUUGUUGCAGUUACAUAGAUUAUAA
This is a messenger RNA of Adineta ricciae, 336 nucleotides long. The record is from the annotation of a GenBank genome assembly. Lineage: Eukaryota; Metazoa; Rotifera; Eurotatoria; Adinetida; Adinetidae.